This is a messenger RNA of Lethenteron reissneri (Far Eastern brook lamprey), 2400 nucleotides long. Its product is annotated as cytosolic Fe-S cluster assembly factor narfl-like. Lineage: Eukaryota; Metazoa; Chordata; Hyperoartia; Petromyzontiformes; Petromyzontidae. The record is from RefSeq and is a predicted model, not a curated record.
AUACGUGAGGAGAGAUACGUGAGGAGGGAUACGUGAGGAGGGAUACGUGAGAGGGGUACGUGAGGAGAGAUACGUGAGGAGGAUUCCCGGGAUCGACCAGGCAGAGGCCAUGACGUGUGACCACUGCACAAAGGCGGAAUGCUCCAAGAGGAAAGGGGUGACCCCCGGAGCAGCGGGGGAGCAGGCGGGGAGCGCGGGGGAGCAGGCGGGGGAGCAGGCGGGGGAGCAGGGCGCAGAGGAGAAGGGACCGGGCCGGGGUGAGUGUGGUGGUGAGGAGCGGACGCAGGCUCUGCUGGUCAGCGACUGCCUGGCGUGCGGAGGGUGCCUGUCAGCGGGUGAGCGCGUGCUCAUGGCUCAGCAGAAUCCCAAGCAGCUGAUGGACGUGCUGCGCCCGCCAGAGGGCGGGCGCCGGGUGCGGGAGGUGGUGGCGUCGGUGUCACCCGAGUCGCUGGCGUGGCUGGCGGCACGGUACGGCAUGGACACGGCGGAGACGGCACGCAGACUCACGGGCUUCCUGCACGGCCUGGGUGUGCACCGUGUACUGGACGUGUCGGUGGCACGCGACGUGGCGCUCGCCGAAUGCCAGCGCGAGUUUGUGCAGCGAUUCCGUCAUGAGCCGGCACGACUUCCCCUUCUCACAUCCUCCUGCCCCGGCUGGGUGCGCUUUGUGGAGCGACUGCACGGGGAGGCGGUGACUCCCUACCUGAGCCGCGUUCGCUCGGCGCAGCAGGUGAUGGGAGCCCUGCUCAAGGAGAGGUUUGCUCAGCGGCAGGGAGUCGGACCCGAGGAGCUGUUCCACGUCACGGUGAUGCCGUGCUACGACAGGAAGCUGGAGGCCACUCGGCCAGAGUUCCGGCACGCGACUGUGGAGACACCACACGUGGACUGCGUCCUCACCACCGGUGAGCUGGUUUCCAUGCUGGAUGCAGAAGGGAAGUCACUGGCGGAGGUAGAGCCAGGUGCCCUGGAUACUCUGUUCGGGGAGGAGGGUGCAGAGGGCCCUGCACAGGAGCGGCUGUGGGGGCCUGGGCGGCCAGGAGGCCCUGAUGGCGCCGUGGGCUGCUACCUGGAGGCCGUGCUGAGGCACGCAGCGCACGAGCUCUUCGGGGUCGACGUGAGAGAGGUGACCUACAGCACGCUGCGCAACAAGGACAUGUGGGAGGCGCGCGUGGAACGGGACGGCGAGGUGUUGCUGCGCUUCGCCGGCGCGUGCGGCCUGCGCAACGUGCAGAACGUCGUGGCCAAGCUGCGCCGCGGCCGCCUGCCGUACCACUUCGUGGAGAUCUCCGCAUGCCCCUCCGGCUGCCUGAAUGGACCGGGUCAGCCCAGCGAUCAGGCCGGCGGUCAAGCCGGCGGUCAAGCCGGCAGUCAGCCCAGCGGUCAAGCCGGCCGUGGCGACCUGGCCGCGGCACAGGAAGCGUACCGCGCCGCCACUCCUCGUGACCCCCCUGACCUCCGGGAGGUCAACUCUGAUUGGCUGGGAGAGGCCGACUCGGGGAGAGCUCUGAGAGAGCUGGUCACCACCACUUUCCAGACGCGCGCGACGGGGGACAGGGAGCAGGGCCACCAGUGGUGACGGGGGUCGAGGUAGGGGAUGACGCACACUCGUGUAAAAAAGGCAGAGGUGCAACUCUGUAAUUUCUCGGUUGCACCACUGCUGUAGCGGGAGGGGCCCCCUCCCACCAGAGGGAGCUCUGCGCUGGCUCAGACGUCUUGGAAUAAGUAAGUAGGAGUACUCGCGUAUCAUGCCCCCGCUGCCGAUCGACUAACUAUGGGUGUGCCCAUUCGUACUGCCGGGCUCUGACGGUGGUGGUGGUGUGGGGGGGGGGGCGGGGAUAUUCACAAAACUUGCGCCGUCGUUUCAACUGCCGAGCUUGGGGGAUCGAAACCGAACCGACCUCUGAACCGGUGACCUCUGAAGUCAGGUGACCCCCCCCUAAACCGCCACGCCACAGUGGCAGCUCGUAUGACGUACGUGUUCGUUAAUAAAGCAUGCACUGAUUGGAGCUUGUGCCGGUGAAAUGUUUUGCACUAUUUAACUAUAAACUAUUUUAUUUUACCAAGUAAGGCCCGCUUAGCUGUAUAGCUUUUUGUUCAGAAACGACCUGGCUGUCACAAGUGAUGGCUCUCAACGAAGUGGCUUAUCACGUGGCAAUUUAUAGCAGUAGCCAAUUACUCUAAACGCGUGACAUCGAUUUUAAAUGUGGAGGGAAAAACCUGGAGAAAAAUCCACGCGACCCUCGGCCUGGCGAGGCCACCGUGGGGGUCCCGGGCCGAGCACACUCGCCACUUUGCAAACUGGUGGUCGUGCGAACUUGGUAUCUUUUCGAUUUAAAGCUUUCGUGACUGCAGGGAUUCAUCUUCUUGGUUCUUUCGGUAAAGUCACGUAGAAGGGAAAUA